AUGCUGCCUCUGAGGGGAGCCAUUGAGGACAAAGCAUGGCCUGCAGCACCGCAGCAGCAGCUGACUCGAACGCCUCGCAGUGACAAUACAUCAUCCUCACCCUCAGGCUACCCAAUCCUCGUCAAGGUGGCUUCGGAUCAGGCAGUACUGGCAUCUUCUGGUGCCUUCCAGAACAUCACCGCACUGCUCCCAUCUGCACUGCAGAACUACGUGGCUGCCACCCUCGGCCACGUCUCCGACGCAUUCGCCGGGCCCAACGAGUACCUAACUGCAAGAGGAGCCUCGCCCACCGUCCUCUACUCGACCCUGGCCGGUGCCGCUGCCGUUGCUCUAUCGCUCAUCAUGUCGCGAUACGGCUGGACCGCGAACCGCGAGGGCCUGUCCCCCUUCGCCUCCCAGGCCAACAGCCAGGAGAUGCCACAUGUCACCGACGAUGACUUUAGCUACAUUACUUCCGAAGACCUCGAGGGUUCGCUGCAGCCUCCCGUCCCGUCAUAUGACCCACAGGGCCGCCGAGCCCCGACCGCCGCCGGCGUCGAGGACGACAUACUAUUGAUCAAGAACAAGAACGUCACAUAUCCCGUCCACUUCCCUGCCUACUCCAUCGGCGAUGGCAAGCUACUCGUCCAGGAUGUGCGCGAUCGUGCCGGAUUGGUCAUGGAUCUCAGUGCGCGCCGCGCUCGCCGUGUCAAGAUGCUCUACAAGGGCCGUCAGCUCAAGGAGCAAGACAUUCCCAUCCGCGACUACGGCGUCAAGAACAACAGCGAGUUGUUGGUAGUGGUUCCCGAGGGCAAGAUAUCCGACGACGAGGAUAGCAGCAGCAGCGCCGAGGAAGUUGUUGUCAUGGGUGAGGGCAAGCCGAAGAAGAAGAAGAACAGUAAGGACCGGAAGAAGAAGCCCAACAAGGACCGUGGCACUCCUCACGACAGUACUGCCAGCCUCGGGGUGCCGGGACAGACUGAAGGAGACAGCCGACGAGCAAGCCCCUCCCCCUCCCGACAACCUUCUCGCGUACCGUCUCCCGCUGUACCUUCGGGUCCGAUAGGGAAGCUAGAGGCCAUCCGAUCCCACUUCGACGCAGAGCUUCUCCCCAUAUGUCGACAAUUUACGGCCGACCCACCGAAAGAUGCCAAGAAGCGCGAGGACGAGCAUCGGAAGCUGACCGAGACCGUGAUGCAGCACGUGCUGUUGAAGCUGGACGAAGUCGAGACGGGCGGCGAUCCGGAUAUCAGAUCGCGAAGGAAGGACCUGGUCAACUAUGUCCAGGAUAUUCUCAAGGAACUUGACGAGCUUAUGCCCGCUGGUACCAAGAUCAACCGGUAA
Anthostomella pinea is the source of this 1323-nucleotide messenger RNA. Lineage: Eukaryota; Fungi; Ascomycota; Sordariomycetes; Xylariales; Xylariaceae. The record is from the annotation of a GenBank genome assembly.